Molecule: messenger RNA, 1680 nt
Organism: Nematostella vectensis (starlet sea anemone)
Lineage: Eukaryota; Metazoa; Cnidaria; Anthozoa; Actiniaria; Edwardsiidae
Product: TNFAIP3-interacting protein 3
Exons: 1
Coding region: 290-1180 (296 amino acids)
Source: RefSeq, a predicted model, not a curated record
GGCAAAGGAUGUUGUGCGAGGGAUUGAAAUACACGUUUAGUUACUCCAAAGGAAAAACUAACUGACUCAUCGCUAGAAUUAUAAUAAUUACGCUUCGUCACGUGGUCCAAAGCCAAAGGAAGUUGUAAGGCUGCUUAUAUGUUAGCGACAGCGGUGACCUUAGGCCAGUACACACAGGAUGUUCAGCGAGAGAAGUAUAGGAGAACCGUCACAAAACCUCCGUCCAUAAGUACAGGAAUGUGAUCUUUACGUGUAGAACUCUCUUUAAGAGAGCUUUCAUGUUGUUUUAAUGGCAAAUGCUGGGGCAGGAUCGACUAACACGAAAUCUGCUCAACCAAGCGAGGAACGGGAACUUGUGCUAAAACUACUCAACGAGAAACGGACGUUACUAGGCAAGCUACACGAGGAAAGGAAAGAAACUCUGCGAUGGAGGAGUGAGUGUUUGCAACUACGGGAAGAAAUUCAAGGAUUGAAAACUGUUAAAUUGCGGACAGGACUUGAGGACUUGUCUGUAGAGUCAGAAAAUGUUCCGAAUGAAUCCGAGGAUAAUGCGAGUGUAGCGCGCGCUUUGCAUAAAAAAAUCUCAAUUCUGCAGUCAAAAAUCCAAGAGUUAAGAAAACAAAAUGAGACUUUGGCAAGUCAGAAAAAAGUUUUGGAGAAUGAGGUAUUCAGACUUGCUAAUUCUCUUAGUAGAAUCGACCCGACAUUAGAGACAGAGUUACUAAAGGAGCAGUUACUCGUAUAUGAAGAAGACUUUAAGAAGGAAAAAACUGACAAAGUUAACGCAGAGCAAAAGAUAUCAAGCUUGCAAGAGGAGAUCCGUGAAUCACAAGAAUUAAUUUCUAGUUUGACUACAGAGGUAGACAUGUAUAAGAGAGCAUACGAGCGGGAGAAAGAGGAAAAAGAAAUUUUGCUAGUCAGUAAUAGCGCGGAUAGAAAUUCAUGUUUAGAACUUCCGCUUUGCACGGGGCCAAGAAGUCAGCCGCAUCGUACCAGAACUUUACCUAAGCCUACACUUCAAGUUGUGUACCCAGUAAGCGAUAUACAAGAACAACGAGAUGAUCUUAGACGAAGACAGCAGAGAGCAGGAGUGUAUUCAAGAAACGCUCCAAAUUCACCCACGAAUCUGUCGAGUUUUUAUAAAGAUGCCCUCGAGUCGGACUGUUUUUGGAGCUCGUAAGAGGCAGGAAGUUAAAGAGCUAUUACCUGAUUCACGGUAAAAAAAAAACUUGGUUGUUUUUCAAUUAGUAUAAAGGGGAGAUAUCUGGCGAUUUAUUAGUUGGGGCUGUUAUGAGAGUCAAGGUCUCCGACUGUCAAUUCGUGGAAUAUUUUGUGCAAGUCUGACUUCCGUCUUGUAGAAACGUAGUAUAAUGGACUCUUUUUUCUCAGUAAAAUGAGAUAAGCAGCAAAAAUAGCAUUACAAGCCACGGGCUCUGGCGCUAUGGAUUAUUUUAACGCUCAAGCCCAAUAUUCAAUUUCCUUUGUCGCGCAGUAAUUAAUGUAAUUUUGUACAGUUCCACAGAGCCAAAUAUAUAUUUGUACAUACAUUUUUUUCAACGAAUAAUGACAAAGUUAUUAAGGCCAAAAAUGUCACAAGAAAUCCAUAGGUUUUACUUUGCUUACGUCGUUUCUAUUGUAUAAACUCACUCUAUAUCAAUAAAUUAUAAUUUUAAUAUCAAA